AUGGCGCUCAAAUCUGGUGUAUUCGCUUGCCUCAUCCUUGCAUUGUGCGUGAGCUGCAACAACGUCAUGGCAGAGGAGAACUCCGGCAAGGAGACUGAGAAGGGCGGCAUCAUCAUCGGCCGCGGCCUCCCGAUUGAGACUGAGAAGAGUGGAGUGCCCUUCCUCCCUCGGUCGGAGAACCUCGAGGAGACUGAGAAGGGCGGCAUCAUCAUCCCCCGCGGCCUCCCAAUUGAGACUGAGAAGGGUGGAGCGGGCCUCCCUCGGUCGGAGAACCUCGAGAUCAUCCUUCGCGGCCUCCCAAUUGAGACUGAGAAGAGUGGAGCGCCCUUCCUCCCUCGGUCGGAGAACCUCGAGAUCAUCCUUCGCGGCCUCCCAAUUGAGACUGAGAAGAGUGGAGCACCCUUCCUCCCUCGGUCGGAGAACCUCGAGGAGACUGAGCCGACUGAGCCCUACUUUCCUCGGUCCGAGAACCUCGGCAAGGAGACUGAGAAGAGCAAUCUCUGCGUGACGCCGGACGACACCUCCGGGUAUCUCAUCACUGAGACCAGUUUGAAGGCGGAUGAUCUCAAGGUGACGGUCAGCUGCAGUGCAGAGGAUGGCUAUCACGGCACGGCCAGCGUCACGGGAUGUUCCAAAAAGGACAACCGCUACAGCUUGGCUGGCUGCAAGGCCUUCGUCUGCUCGGCACCUACGAACCCGGAGGGCUACAUCUUGACGGAGCUGGAUCUCAGAGGUGACACCUUUGACGUGCAGGCGAAGUGCGCUCCGGGCUUUCACGGCACGGCGACGGCCAAGAACUGCUUGAGGCAUUUGGAUGGCUAUCGCUUGGAAGGAUGUGUCCGAGCGGAGGUGUGCUUCUCGCCCAAAAGCUCAGUAGGCUAUGAUGUGACAGAAACCUCGCUGUCGCGCCUGAAUUGGAAGGUCGAGGCGAAAUGUGCAGAUGGCUACACUGGUGCUCCUAAGGUGACCAAGUGCAAACAGGGCCUGGAAGCCUACGAGUUGAGUGGCUGCGAGGCCAAGAUCAACUGCGAAAGUCCAGAUUCCACCAACGGCUACCUGGUCACCGAGCGCAGCACCGUCGCCCAGCUCUUCGACGUCAGCGUCAGCUGCGCGCGCGGCUGGGAGGGCACGGCCACUGUGACGCCCUGCGCCAGCAGCGGGGAGAAGUACACGUUGACGGGAUGCAGCUACAGCACUUUGACCUGCGCCGCACCGAAGUCCACGGAAGGCUACCUGGUCACCGAAGCCGAGUUGCGAAAGAUCUCCUUUGAUGUGGCUGUGACAUGUGCUCCGGGCUAUGUGGGCGUUGCCAAGGUGCAGACCUGUGAGAAGGACCUAGGUGAAUACGUUCUCAGUGGCUGCAGCAAAGCACCGGUCUGUACCUCACCCAACGAUCUGAACGGCUACAGCAUCACGGAAGUUUCUUUGGACAAGGCCAACUUUGAGGUCUCAGCGGAGUGUUCUCCGACGCACACGGGCAAGGCCUCAGUGAGAGAAUGCCAGGGGAAGAUGACGCCCUACAUUCUGAGUGGCUGUGAAAAGAAGAUCCAGUGCGACUCGCCGGGCUCCACGGAAGGCUACGUGGUCACGGAGAAAAACACGGUGGCACAGCUCUUGGACGUCGACGCCAGCUGCGCGCGCGGCUUCGAGGGCAAAGCUGUUGUAAGCAAGUGCACCAAGACGGGGCAGUCGUACCAACUGAGUGGCUGCAAGUACAGCACUACAACAUGUGUGGCACCGAAAUCUCAUUUGGGCUACCUUGUCACUGAGGUGGAACUUCGCAAAAUCAUCUUUGAGGUCAACGCGCAGUGUGCCCCGGGAUAUCAAGGAGCUGCCACAACAACAAAGUGCAGCGGUCACAAUGGUCCUUACACUUUGAGUGGGUGCACUCCUGCCCCAGUGUGUGCUUCUCCAAAGGACUUGACAGGCUAUAUUGUGGAGGAGAAGUCACUCGACAGGGACACGUUCAAAGUGGAGGUCCAGUGUGCAGACACGCACACGGGGAAGGCAAAGGCCUCUGAGUGUACCAAGAAUUUGGGAACCUAUAGUGUCAGUGGUUGUGCCAAAAAGAUUCAAUGUGCUUCGCCCGAAUCUGACCACUACCUUGUGACAGAGCAGAACACGGUUGCACAAACUUUCGAUGUUGCUGUCGCAUGUGCACGUGGCUACGAGGGCAAAGCAGUAGCAACUGCUUGCUCCAAAACAGGGCAGCAGUACCAGCUGAGUGGCUGCAAGUACAGCACCACAACAUGUGUGGCACCGAAAUCUCAAUUGGGCUACCUUGUCACCGAGGUGGAACUUCGCAAAAUCAUCUUUGAGGUCAACGCGCAGUGUGCCCCGGGAUAUCAAGGAGCUGCUACAACAACAAAGUGCAGCGGUCACAAUGGUCCUUACACUUUGAGUGGGUGCACUCCUGCCCCAGUGUGUGUUUCUCCAAAGGACUUGACAGGCUAUUCUGUCACAGAGACUUCUUUGGACAGGAGCUCAUUCAAAGUGCAGGUGGCAUGCGCUGAUACUCACACUGGUACAGCAAAGGUCACAGAAUGCACAAAGAAUCUUGGAACCUACAGCCUCACUGGUUGCUCCAAGAAGAUUGAAUGUGCUUCGCCCAGCUUCGACGGCUAUGCCGUGACCGAGCAGAACACUGUCGCACAAACCUUUGAUGUUGCUGCCACAUGUGCACGUGGCUAUGAGGGGAACCCAGUAGCAACUGCUUGCUCGAAAACAGGCGAGAAGUACACUCUGAGUGGCUGCAAGUACAGCACCACAACUUGUGUUGCACCCAAGGCAACAGAUGGCUACCUUGUGAGCGAAGCUCAACUUCGAAGGAUUGUCUUUGAUGUGAGUGUUCAGUGUGCCCCUGGAUAUCAGGGAGCUGCCAAAGUCGCCCCUUGCACCAGUCAAGGUGGGGAAUACACCUUGAGUGGAUGUUCUGCGGCUCCAGUCUGUGUUUCUCCCAAGGACUUGACAGGCUAUUCCGUGACAGAGACGUCUUUGAACAAGGGCUCAUUCAAAGUUGAGGCCAAAUGCUCAGCCACGCACAUUGGCGAGCCAAAGGUCACAGAAUGUACAAGCAACCUGGGAACCUACAGCAUCACUGGUUGCGUUCCCAAGAUCCAUUGCGCCUCUCCUGAGAACAGCCACUAUGUUGUCACAGAGAAGAACACAGUGGCACAGUCGUUUGACGUCGCUGCAACAUGUGCACGUGGCUAUGAAGGAACCGCGCUUGUUACCCCUUGCUCGAAAACCGGCCAGCAGUAUCAACUGAGUGGCUGCAAGUACAGCACCACAACUUGUGUGGCACCUCAGGUUACAACGGGCUACCUUGUGACCGAAGCACAGCUCCGCAAGAUCCUGUUCGAGGUGACUGCUCAGUGUGCCCCUGGAUAUCAGGGAGUUGCCAAAGCAACCAAGUGCAACUUGGACCGUGAAGCUUACACUUUGAGCUAUUCUGUCACAGAGACUUCUUUGGACAGGAGCUCAUUCAAAGUGCAGGUGGCAUGCGCUGAUACUCACACUGGUACAGCAAAGGUCACAGAAUGCACAAACAAUCUUGGAACCUACAGCCUCACUGGUUGCGCCAAGAAGAUUGAAUGUGCUUCGCCCAGCUUUGAAGGCUAUGCCGUGACCGAGCAGAACACUGUCGCACAAACCUUUGAUGUUGCUGCCACAUGUGCACGUGGCUAUGAGGGGAACCCAGUAGCAACUGCUUGCUCGAAAACAGGCGAGAAGUACACUCUGAGUGGCUGCAAGUACAGCACCACAACUUGUGUUGCACCCAAGGCAACAGAUGGCUACCUUGUGAGCGAAGCUCAACUUCGAAGGAUUGUCUUUGAUGUGAGUGUUCAGUGUGCCCCUGGAUAUCAGGGAGCUGCCAAAGUCGCCCCUUGCACCAGUCAAGGUGGGGAAUACACCUUGAGUGGAUGUUCUGCGGCUCCAGUCUGUGUUUCUCCCAAGGACUUGACAGGCUAUUCCGUGACAGAGACGUCUUUGAACAAGGGCUCAUUCAAAGUUGAGGCCAAAUGCUCAGCCACGCACAUUGGCGAGCCAAAGGUCACAGAAUGUACCAGCAACCUGGGAACCUACAGCAUCACUGGUUGCGUUCCCAGGAUCCAGUGUACUUCGCCCAGUAAGGAUGAUAAGGAUGGCUAUGUAGUCACAGAGACCAGCACAGUGGCACAACAUUUUGUGGUCCCAGUGUCAUGUGCUGCCGGCUAUGAGGGCAAAGCUGUUGUGACCGCUUGCACCAAGACUGGCGAGCCCUACACACUGAGCGGCUGCAAGUUUAGCACUACGACCUGCGUGGCACCCCACACGACGCAGGGCUACCUGGUCACCGAGGCAGCUCUACGAAAGGCCAUCUUUGACGUCAAGGCGCAGUGUGCGCCUGGCUUCGCAGGAGCUGCCAAAGUGACCAAGUGCAAUCUUCACGGUGAAGCAUAUACACUCAGCGGCUGCUCGAUGGUGCCCCUAUGUGUGGCACUCAACGAUGUCACGGGCUACGAAGUCACCGAAACGUCUUUGUACAGGGACUCCUUCGAUGUAAAAGUACAAUGUGCCAGAGGCUACAGCGGUUCAGCGUCCGCGACCAAGUGCUCCAACGCAUUGAGAAGUUACUCCCUGGCGGGAUGUCAGAGAAUAUCAGGAAUACCGAUUUGUUUGUCUCCAAGCAAUGUGGAUGGCUACAUGGUGUCGGAACACUCCUUGGAAAUCGACACCUUCGAUGUUCAAGCUACAUGCGCGCCCGGCUACCACGGUACUCCAAAGGCUACGGUUUGCGGAGUCAUCCUACAGCUUGAGCGGAUGCAGCAAGCGAUAGGAUCCGAUAGGCUAGAGACAAAAAACAUCUGGCGCAAGUGCCUGGAGGGUAGGCUUGCGGUGAAAUUGGAGAAGGCCUUUAUCGCAAUGAAGCUUUUCCUUCUGAUCUUGCAGCUCACCUUGGCCCUCACGGCCAAGUAUCGCAGCGUAAGCCUCGUGCCAGAGCCAACGGCUCUGGCGGCCAGCAACAAGUCGCAGGUAGACUCGGACACCGCGACCGACGCCGUCACCGAGACCGACGCCGCGGACGCGGAGGACGCGGAGGACGCAAACAGUGAGGGCGAGACGGAGACGGAGGCGGUCGACAGCCCCGAGAGCGAAGAUGCUAAGGUGGACCCUGCCGAGAAGGCAGGCACCGAGAACGAGAAGGAUGUGGCGUUGAUUCAGGACGACGGUGAGGACGACAAUGCCGAGGAAGAGGAUGUGGAGCCGGAGGAGCAGGAAGAGGAGGCUCCAGAGCUGGAAGAGGAAGAGCCCAUGGACACUGCGGAAGAUGCUGCAGAGGACAUGAAGUUGGCCGCUGAGACCAUGGCGAUGAAUGAUACCAUCCACCACACCCUCAAGUCGACCAGUGUGGAAGAGAUCCCUGGCAUUGGCAAGGUGCUGGUGAAGAAGGAAGGAGGGCAAAAGUGGGUGCUGCUCAUGAAGCUGAGCAAGAACCAGUUCUGUCACGGCAGCUCUAGGUGGACUGAUGGACAAGCCUACAACGCGAACAAGAUGUUGGACGAUUCGAUGCCAAAUCACAAGGAGUACGACGCCAAGAGCAUUGCCUUUCACAACCUCGAUGGGAUUGAUGCGGUGAAGCUGCAAACGAGCUCCAUCGAAUUUGGACCUGCGCCGGAGGUGCACUUCAAAUUCGCCAGUACCGCGGAGAAUCUGAUCACCACCAACAACGUGGACAUCAUCGGCACGGGCGACUUCAAUACCAAAAAGUACUGGAAGAAAUGGUCAAAGGCGUAUGGCCGCAGCCGCGCUUGGGCGCCUGCAUUCAUGAGGGCCAAUAGCUUCGUUCGCAACCCUGCUCCCGAGUGCCGCACCAACCCUCAAGAUGGGCCUUCGGGCUGCGGAAAGGCCUGCGUCUUCUGCUUCCAGCAGGGCGACGGCGAUAAAUGCCCUGCAAGGUCUAGACACAACGACAUCAGCAAGGGCAUUGGUUUGAGUAAAGACUUCUGCGGUGGUGGCGACAAGAACGACUGCAGCAGCAGCGGGAGUUGGGCCGAGGAUCGUCGAACUUUGCUUUGGGGCCGCAUGAGGUCCGGCAAGGUUCGAAGCAUUUUCUCGACCUACACCAUGGAUUACGGAGGUGAUGUCUUGGUGCGCCACAGCGAGGGUGAGACCUGGGCUCUGGUGAUGAAGCUCUCCAAGAACGACUUUUGCCACAACAGCCCAAGGUGGACGGAUGGCAAGGAAUUCAAGGCCGAAAAGAUGUUCGACACCCACAUCCCAAAGCACAAGGAGUACGAUGCCAAGAGCUUGGCCUUCCACAAACUCGAGGGUGUCAGCGCCAUCAAGAUCCAAACGAAUCGAAAGGGCUUCAAGGAUGCCGUGGUGAUCGACUUCGAAGAACCAGGAACGCCUGAGAAGCUGAUCACCACCAACGACAUCAAGAUCUCUCCCAAGCACGACUUUAACAAGAAGGUCUUCUGGAAGAAGUGGGAACACGAGUUUGGCCAUUCCCGUCAGCGGGCUCCCGCCUUCAUGCGCGCCGACAAGUUCGUGACGGACCCCGCGCCAGAGUGCCGCACGAACGCCGCGGAGAACAAGAUUUCAGGCUGCGGCAAGGCCUGCGUCUUUUGCAUGCAAGUGGGCGACGGUCACGGAUGCCCUGUGAAGGGCGGUCACAACGACAUCAGCGUGGGCAUUGGAUUGAGCCAAUCCUACUGUGGCGGCGGAAACAGGGAUGACUGCAGUAGCAGUGGCGACUGGGUCGGUGACAGCCGCACGCUGGUCUGGGCCAAGUGGAGUUGCAAGAAGCACGAGGUGGGCCAGUGCCUGGGAUCCCGUCACUUUGGCAUCUGUGGAGAGUUGGAACUGGACGACUGCGAUACCCACUUCGUUCAUGUGGUGACUGAUGAGGACAAGGCUGAAGGAGCAUUCUUGCAAUGUGCUUCGGUGGACGGGCAAUGUGUGGCCAAGGGACCUGCCUGCUUUGGCAGCUGCCUCUCGGUGGUGAAACAUGUGUGA
Cladocopium goreaui is the source of this 7002-nucleotide messenger RNA. The record is from the annotation of a GenBank genome assembly. Lineage: Eukaryota; Dinophyceae; Suessiales; Symbiodiniaceae.